CAGGUUUCCUUCACAACCACACACACACACACACACACAGAGAACGAUGUCGGAUGUCGGAUCAGAUGAUCUUGAAUAUGAACACAACAAACUCGGGACAGGAGUAUGAAGGGGACAGAAAUGAUGAAGGAGAGAGACACGGUGUCGGCAGAGCUGUUCUGCCCAAUGGGGACAUCUACGAGGGACAUUAUGAGAAAGGACAGAGACAGGGACAAGGGACAUAUCGCUUUAAGAAUGAGGCAAGGUAUGUGGGAGACUAUGACCAGAACAUGAAACAUGGACAAGGAACCUUCUACUAUCCAGAUGGUUCCAAAUAUGAAGGAUCGUGGGACAAGGACGUGAGACACGGUCAUGGCGUCUACACGUAUUCCAACGGAGACUCGUAUGAGGGAGAGUGGCUGAAUCACAUGAGACACGGUCAGGGCACUUACGUCUACCACGACACUGGCUCCAAGUACAUGGGCUCAUGGGUGAACGGCAACAUGGAGUCAGAAGGAGAGUACGUCCACUCCAACCACAGAUUCAAGGGGAAAUUAGCAAACAAUAAGCCCAUUGGCCCCGGGAAGUACGUGUUUGAUAUUGGGUGUGAGCAACACGGAGAAUUCCGCCAGACAGAGGAGGAGGAGUUGGCCAACCCCAAGUGGAUUCCAAAGUUAAUCACAGGCCUGACGCUGUUGACUCCAGGAAGAGAGACUUCAGCUGUGGAAAAAGAAAUUGUUUCAGCAGAGAAGGCUGAGGAGAACACACCUGACUGACUCGUCCACUACUUUACAUUCUGUCUGUCAUGAUAUUGCUGAUGAUAUUCACAGAAUUUCAAAAUAAAAGUGUUUAUGUUGA
This is a messenger RNA of Solea senegalensis (Senegalese sole), 837 nucleotides long. Its product is annotated as radial spoke head 1 homolog. Bases 54 to 755 code for a protein of 233 amino acids. The record is from RefSeq and is a predicted model, not a curated record. The transcript has 8 exons. NCBI's taxonomy places the organism in Eukaryota, Metazoa, Chordata, Actinopteri, Pleuronectiformes, Soleidae. Gene Ontology annotation, biological process: axoneme assembly; spermatid development. Gene Ontology annotation, cellular component: motile cilium; nucleus.